Bufo gargarizans (Asiatic toad) is the source of this 1792-nucleotide messenger RNA. RefSeq names its product carnosine dipeptidase 2 (gene CNDP2). Gene Ontology annotation, cellular component: cytosol. The transcript is spliced from 11 exons. The coding region runs from base 99 to 1523 and encodes 474 amino acids. Gene Ontology annotation, molecular function: metallodipeptidase activity. The record is from RefSeq and is a predicted model, not a curated record. NCBI's taxonomy places the organism in Eukaryota, Metazoa, Chordata, Amphibia, Anura, Bufonidae. Gene Ontology annotation, biological process: proteolysis.
CCGGCUGUGGGCGGAGCCUGUUCUGUAGGAAGCGUGUGACAUAUAGAGAGUGCCGGCUGCUCCAGGGCCACAGCGCUGCUCACCUCCCGCCGGUCACCAUGUCCGACCUCACUCCUCUGUUCGACUACAUCGACAAUCACCAGGACGUCUACGUCAAGAGACUAUCAGAAUGGGUGGCAAUCCAAAGUGUAUCAGCCUGGCCAGAGAAAAGAGGAGAAAUCAAGAAAAUGAUGGAAGUGGCUGCCAAGGAGAUUGAACGUCUGGGUGGCUCCGCGGAACUGGUGGACAUCGGAAAGCAGAAGCUUCCAGAUGGCUCAGAAAUCCCUCUCCCUCCCAUUAUUUUGGGUAAACUGGGUUCAGAUCCUUGUAAGAAGACGGUGUGUGUGUAUGGUCACCUGGAUGUCCAGCCGGCAGCGCUGGAGGAUGGAUGGGACAGCGAACCCUUUGUCCUGGAAGAAAGAGAUGGCAAGCUGUAUGGGAGAGGAUCUUCAGAUGACAAAGGUCCAGUGCUUGCAUGGCUUAAUUGCAUUGAAGCGUAUCAGCAAAUAAAGCAGGAGCUUCCUGUCAACCUCAAGUUCUGCUUUGAAGGAAUGGAGGAGUCUGGAUCAGAAGGCCUAGAUGACUUGAUCUUUGCCAAGAAAGAUUCAUUUUUCAAAGAUGUGGAUUACGUCUGCAUUUCUGAUAACUACUGGCUAGGAAAAAACAAGCCUUGUAUUACAUAUGGUCUACGUGGCAUCUGCUACUUCUUCCUCGAGGUCGAAUGCUCUGACAAGGAUCUGCAUUCUGGAGUAUAUGGUGGUUCAGUUCAUGAAGCCAUGACCGAUCUCAUUUUCCUAAUGGGCAGUUUAGUUGACAAGAAGGGAAAAAUUCUUAUUCCUGGAAUACAUGAAGCCGUGGAACCAGUUUCAAAUGAUGAGAAGGCAAUUUAUGACGCCAUUGACUUUGAUCUUGAGGAGUUUGCAAAAGAUAUUGGGGCCAAUAAACUCCUACAUGAAUCAAAGGAGCUGAUAUUGAUGCACAGAUGGAGAUUCCCAUCUCUUUCACUUCACGGCAUUGAGGGAGCUUUCUCUGCUGGUGGGGCCAAAACUGUUAUCCCUAGAAAAGUCAUAGGCAAAUUCUCUAUUAGACUGGUGCCUCAUAUGACUCCAGAUGAGGUGAAGAAACAGGUGGAAGACUACUUAACCAAGCAGUUCACAUCAUUGGGCAGUCCUAACAAGUUUAAAGUUACAAUGGGUCAUGGAGGAAAACCAUGGGUCGCAGACUUCAAUCACCCUCACUACCUUGCUGGAAGGAAAGCCAUGAAAACCGUGUUUAAUGUGGAACCAGACCUGACCAGAGAAGGUGGAAGCAUUCCUGUGACUCUAACCUUCCAAGAAGCAACUGGAAAGAAUGUUAUGUUGCUGCCGGUCGGCGCUGCAGAUGAUGGGGCACAUUCCCAAAAUGAAAAACUUAACAGGUUCAACUAUAUCCAAGGCGUGAAACUUCUGGGAGCAUACCUGUCCGAAGUAUCUAAGCUGGACUAAUUCUGCAAUACAUCAUCAUGUUACAGAUGAAAAUAACUAAAAGGCAACCUAAAAGUGUACAUUUUCUGUAUUCCAAAACUAACCAAGGCAACAGUUUCCAAGUCAGUCCUUUGUCAAAGAAUGGGCUGCAUAUCUAGUAUGAUGAUAUUUAGAUAGGACCCUGUACAAGAACACUCUGUGCUCCGAAUAAAGUAUUUUCAGGCCUCAGAGAUCAGUACGCAGAGGAGAAAAAUACUGUCUGUUAUAUAUUAAAAUGCCUGGGGACCAGC